This is a messenger RNA of Rasamsonia emersonii CBS 393.64, 1512 nucleotides long. Its product is annotated as Cytochrome P450. The transcript has 4 exons. Gene Ontology annotation, molecular function: iron ion binding; oxidoreductase activity, acting on paired donors, with incorporation or reduction of molecular oxygen; heme binding. The coding region runs from base 1 to 1512 and encodes 503 amino acids. Lineage: Eukaryota; Fungi; Ascomycota; Eurotiomycetes; Eurotiales; Trichocomaceae. The record is from RefSeq and is a predicted model, not a curated record.
AUGACGGAUUACUGGGUUGCUGGUGUGGUCGCUCUGGCCGUGUGGCUAGUGACCCUUGCCAUCUAUCGUCUCUACCUCCACCCUCUGGCCCGGGCUGGUUUCCCCGGGCCCAAGCUGGCGGCACUGACGACAUGGUACGAGGCCUACUAUGAUAUCGUCCACAAGGGCCAAUACAUUUUCCAAAUUGAGCACAUGCAUAAGAAAUAUGGACCAAUUGUGCGGAUUGGUCCCAAUGAGCUGCACAUCCUCGACCAUGAGUACUACGACAAGCUGUACAAUAUGUCCAAUCGCCUUGACAAGAGCCCGUAUUUCUACAGCAUGCUGGGCAAUCCAAUGGCAUUAUUUGGGACAAUUCCCGCCGACUUGCACCGGAUCCGCCGCGGCGCUCUGAACCCGUUCUUUUCGCAUCAGGCCGUCUCCAAGUUUUCUCCUCACAUGCAGUCGAUUGUCGACCGUUUCAUUGCCCGCAUGGAAACUUGUGCGGAGCGCGAUGAGCCCGUUCCUUUGUUCUACGCCUAUCGGUGCUUGACGGUCGACAUCAUCACAGAAUAUGUGUUCGCACACCAGUUCAACCUGCUCGACCGUGCCGAUUGGGGAAGAAACUUCUACUCCGCCUGGCGCAGUCUGUGGGAACUGUCCCCAACCAUUCGGCAAUUCCCAUUCCUCAUGAACGCCUUCAUGGCGAUGCCGAGAUGGCUCACAGCGUUGACGAAUCCAAAGGCCCUGGAAGUGGUGGACAUGUUUGCCGACGUGGAUCGGCAGACAAAGCUCCUGUUAGAGUCUAACCCGGAGGAGAUCAAAGCCAAGCCGCAUCCAACCGUGAUGUGGGAGUUGUCAAAGAGCGAUGCGCUGCCACCAAGCGAGAAGACGUUCGAGAGACUUGCCGUUGAGGCCAAUGGACUGCUCGCGGCGGGUUUCGAGACUACUGGGGGUGUUCUCACGUACAUGACCUAUUUAGUCCUUGCUCAUCCAGAAGCUCAUCGCAAGUUGGUGGCGGAGCUGGAAAGCGCAAUUCCGGACCCGAACAAGAUUCCAAGCUCUCAGGAACUGGAGAAGCUUCCCUAUCUCCGUGGUGUUGUAAAAGAAGCGCUUCGUCUGGCUGUAGGAGCAUGGUCUCGGCUUCCCCGUGUUAACCGUACUGAGGACAUGCGGUAUAAGGAUUGGGUAAUUCCUGCUGGGACGGCAGUGGGCAUGUCUGCCCUUUUUAUCGCGAAGAACCCGCUUAUAUUCCACGACCCAGACGCCUUUAUUCCCGAGCGAUGGAUCGACUCCGCCGCAAAAGAAGAGCAUCUGGAGCGCUAUCUCCUUGCGUUUGGCAAGGGCACCCGCUCGUGCGUGGGCAUCAACCUGGCCUACGCAGAACUCUACAUCAUCCUCGCCACGGUGUUCCGGCGGUUCCCCGGCCUGGAAUUGUAUAACACGACGGAGAGGGAUGUCGAGCAUGUGCACGAUUAUUUCGCCGGCAUGACGCGGAGGGAUACGGAAGGCCUGCAGGUCAAGAUCCGGAAGUAG